UCAGAAUAUUUUUGAAUUUCAAAAACCUUCAUACUCAUUUAAAGGAUGCCAUUAUACUAGAUUAUUAUGUUUCUGGAUUUAUGUGGGCUAAAGGAAUGGAUUUUUCUGUUACUCAGUAUUCAAAAUUUAUGACUUUACUGGAUAUGUUACUUCAUAAUCUUAGAACCCUACAUAUGUCCUUAGAAGAUAGCAUAAAGUGGCUUGGGGAAGUUAUGGCUGAAAUUGGACCAAGGCAUUCACAAAAAAAAAAGGAAUGGAAUAUUUUUGAUGUAAAACAAGCCAAUGCUAUCAUUGAUUACUUAAAAAUCAGCUUAUUUCAACACUACAAGUUAUAUGAGUUUAUGUUUUACUCUACAAGGGAAGAAAUUGUGAUAGGAACUGAGCAAGUAAUAGAGGUUGUCAAGCCUGCAGAUCACCCCUUCCCUGCUCCUUUGGAAGAAGGAAUCUCGCUUGAUACUUAUUCAGCAUUCAUAGAGCCACCACCAAUGUCAGAUACAGAUCUGAAUGGGUUGGAUCAAGAGCAAGGCCCUGAGGAAACCCAGCUAGACACUGACACUUCAGACAAGGAUCCUUUAGCUGGCUUCACUAUUGAAGAUGUAAAAUCAGUGCUGGCUCAAGUCACAGAUGAUGUUUUAGUGAGCAUUCAGACCGAGAUAAACGAAAAGCUGCAAAUACAGGAAGAGGCCUUUAAUGCAAGAAUAGAAAAAUUGAAAAAGGCCUGAGGACUCUGUACAAGGAGAGAGUUCCUAAACUUCACAGAAACAAAUAAAACCAGUCAGAAUAAUAGACUCUCUAGAGCAUCGUAUCUCCUUCGUUUAGUUGUGAAAGGAAAACCAACCCCCCACUUUUUAUUAUCCUAAGUAAUUAGAAAAGUACUGGCCCCAAUUUUGCCAUCUCCUGUCCCAUAACAGCCUCUGAAUUUAUCGUACCAAGUGUAAUAAGAAUAUUUGUAUACAAGAGUUUGGAGAGUCGUAUGUAAAAAUAUAAUUACAUUUAUGAUAUUCCUUUGACAUCUUGACUGAUAAAUGCUAUUCGUCUUCA
This is a messenger RNA of Castor canadensis (American beaver), 1041 nucleotides long. The record is from RefSeq and is a predicted model, not a curated record. NCBI's taxonomy places the organism in Eukaryota, Metazoa, Chordata, Mammalia, Rodentia, Castoridae.